This is a messenger RNA of Fonsecaea erecta, 537 nucleotides long. RefSeq lists its product as hypothetical. NCBI's taxonomy places the organism in Eukaryota, Fungi, Ascomycota, Eurotiomycetes, Chaetothyriales, Herpotrichiellaceae. Gene Ontology annotation, cellular component: mitochondrial inner membrane. The record is from RefSeq and is a predicted model, not a curated record. The coding region runs from base 1 to 537 and encodes 178 amino acids. Gene Ontology annotation, biological process: pyruvate import into mitochondria. Gene Ontology annotation, molecular function: pyruvate transmembrane transporter activity. The transcript is spliced from 3 exons.
AUGUCCGCCCGCUUCGGACUGCGCUUCGCGCAGCAAACCGCCCGACAAUCCACAACUUCGUUCACCUCCCGAGCGCCUUUUCAGUUGAGAAACUCCGUAUUUCGACGAUGGCAGGGUACAGCCGCCAACCCGGCGGUCGAAGGUGCGCCACAACAGUCUCUGUUUCAGAGACUCUGGACCAGUGAGGUUGGCAUCAAGACAGUGCAUUUCUGGGCCCCGAUCAUGAAAUGGGGCGUCGUCCUUGCCGGCGCAUCAGACUUCCUGCGUCCGGCCGAGAAACUGUCCUUGACCCAAAACUUGGCUCUCAUGGCGACAGGUUCUAUCUGGACGAGAUGGUGCUUUGUCAUUAAGCCCAAGAACAUGCUUCUUGCCGCCGUCAACUUCUGUCUCUUCCUUGUGGGUACCAUCCAGUGCAGCCGUAUCUUCAUGUAUCGGAGCUCGCAAGAGGGUAGCGCCACGGCAGCCUUGAAGGCGAUGGAGAAGGACAUUGAGAGCUCGGCCAAGGUUGUGGAGAAGAAGGUGGAAGCCAAGUUGUAA